This is a messenger RNA of Podarcis raffonei (Aeolian wall lizard), 2766 nucleotides long. It is a transcript of the gene R3HCC1L, whose product is annotated as R3H domain and coiled-coil containing 1 like. The coding region runs from base 35 to 2569 and encodes 844 amino acids. The record is from RefSeq and is a predicted model, not a curated record. NCBI's taxonomy places the organism in Eukaryota, Metazoa, Chordata, Lepidosauria, Squamata, Lacertidae. The transcript is spliced from 7 exons.
CAGUCGAUGGCAGCACGGAGAGCCGACUGCGCGAAUGCCACUGGGUCGUUUCGUGGGCGCUGUGAACGGCAUCCGCCAAAGCAAAGAGACAGAACGCGAUGGAACGAGAAGACGCUUGCGGAUCAGGCGCUCCUACACCCCUACGGACUACAUUUCCCAGCAUUCCUCGCCAUGGAGGGGCGGGGCCAGACGGGGGCGGGCGGAAGCGGCGAAGGCGGAAGCAACAGAGCCAGCACGACCCUGCCGUGCGCCCGAUCUUGGCAGCACUAUGCAGCCAGAUACGGAGAGGACUCGGAUACGGCCCAAGAAGCCAGACAAGGCCCUGUACGUCCCCAGAGCUCUACGUGAGACGGCCGGCUCAAAAACCAGCACCUCAUUAGCCACCAGACACGGGAGCGAGGGGAGCCUCUCCUGCUCCUCAGGGAAGGAGAUCACCAAAGGAUGUGAGGGAAAGCCGAGUCCCAGAGCUGGGAGAGGCCUGUUUCACGAGGACCGGGAUGGAGUGGAUGCACCCAGAGAACCAAGAGGAACCUCAUCCCAAGGAGGAAGCUAUAGCAAUGCCUUCUGCACAAGGCCAAAGGCUCGGAAAGAGUCCCACCAGAAGGCUGAGUCACACAGACUGCCCGCUUCCUCCAGCUUCCUAGCCACAACUCCCUCUGCACUGCCCAGCCGUCAUGCAGAGUCCUGCACUGCCCUCUCUCAUACUAAUCUAUUGUGGAGGAUGGCCGAACUCCAGCUUCAGCCAAGGCGUAAUGAGGUAGACUGCUCUUGGGAGCAGCAGCACAUGUGUCCGUCAGCAGAGCAGGAUGCUUUCUCUUUGCAAAGGACUCCCCACACUGGCGUGAGCAAGCAGGCAGGAACACUCCUCACAGACCAGGUAGGGCUGAGUGAAGGGAGUGUGCAGACAUCCAGCAGCGAGAGGCUCUCGGAUGAGGGAGAGGUGGGUGACGGUGGCCUGUUGGCCAGCAGGGAAAGCACCAUGGCUCCCACGAGCCAAGGUGACUCAGAACCAGCUGGAAUAAGUGAGGGCGAUGUGUCUGGAAGUUUAGCUGAGGGGGUUCCAGGUGGCCCAGGGGCACAUGAGGAUUGCCUCUCAGCAUGUACAGGCGAGGGAGUGUCUGAUCCAACAGAUGCAGGCAAGGGAAACACGUUGGUUUGCCCUGAGACAGUUGAGCCUGGUGGACGUGAAGGCACCAAUAAGAGCAACUCCAAUCAGACAGAGAUGAGUGACGGUAGCAUGUUGGACUAUACGGCCAAUAAAGUUCCAGAUCAGACAGAACCAAAGGAAGGCAGUGGCAUCAAAGAUGCAAACGGGAGCGUCGCUGCUCAGCCAGAAGCCAACGAGCAGAGCACACUAGAGCAUGGCGAGGAGAAUGAGAGUAGCAUUCCCAGUCAUGCAGUUGAACACAUGUCUGAUCAGAUUGGAGUGAGCUUUGAUAAUGUGUCUGGAAACAGGGAUGAGAGCCCUUUAAUUGAGGCAGGUGGUUCAGGGGUGGCUGCAGGCUGUAACUGUUCAGAUAGUGACUACGGGACAAGGGAUUGUCACCCCAGUUGUGUCUCGGAGGAUGAAGUGGGGCAAGGGUGUGGCAGGGAACACGAGGAGGGAGGCAGCAUUUCCCAUCACACCUGUCGGUGCAAAGGCGAUGUCUCUGGGGCUGAGGCUGCGCCGGCAACAGGAGAAGCGAUGUUGGGCAUGGGAGAGCAAAGCGCUGAAGGAAGGGAGGCUGCUGGCCAGUCACUGGGAUGUGCCUCAAAGAAGGCGGCGUGCAGCGCAGAGAGAGUCAUGGAGGGAGCAAGAGCUCUCUCAGGGGACGCCUCAGUGCAAAAGCCAAGCCAUGGGGAUGUGGGCAUGAGGUGGUGGCAUCCGUCUGAAGCCAAGGCAGGCGAAGAAGCUGGAUGGAGCGAGGAGCCUGCUGGAACCAGCAUUGAUCCGGCAACCGGCAAUGAAGAUGACGGCGUGGCAGAUGAGAGCUGGGAUGCUCUGUUUAAUGACGAUGGUGACUGCCUGGAUCCGCAUUUACUGGCGGGGCUUUCUCCCCACAGACCACACCCUGCGGGGCUACAGGAGCCACGCUUUGACUACUACAACUACACCCCGGCUGACUUGGACUUGAGUGACUCUGAGCUGCCCCACAUCAUUGAGAUCUACGACUUCCCAGCGGAGUUUCGCACCGAGGACCUUCUGCGCGUCUUCUGCAUCUACCAGAAGAAAGGCUUUGACAUUAAAUGGGUGGAUGACACACACGCCCUGGGGAUCUUCUCCAGCCCCAUCACAGCCCGAGAUGCUCUCAGCACCAAGCACCUGAUGGUGAAAACCCGUCCGCUGUCCCAGGCCACGCGAGCUGCAAAGACCAAGGCCCGAGCCUUUUCUGAAUUCCUGCAGCCAGCCAAAGAGCGCCCCGAGACCUCAGCCGCUCUGGCCAGGAGACUGGUGACAGGCGCCCUGGGUGUGCGGAGCAACCAAAGCAAGGCCGAGCGGGAAGCUGAACGCAGGCAGCUGCAAGCAGCCCGAGAGCGGAAGCGCUUGGAGAUGAAACAACGAGAAGAUGCCUGGGAAGGGCGUGAGUGAGGCCGCACCAUCUCAAGGAGAAAGGGGAGAGAUGCCUUGAGACUUCACCUGAGCAGGACUGGGGCUUGGAUGCAGGCGGGCAGGUUUGCUCGGCAGCAUCGGGGAAAGUUCUGCCGCUCCCUUUGGGCUAAGCAGCAAGAACAUGGGCACUCCUGAGCAGCGGAAACGUGUUCAAAUGAGCCCCAGCAAGCCUUGCC